AUGUCCCGCAUCGACAUGCCACUAGUUUCCAACGAACGAACCCCCACAGCGUUCACCGGACCGCAAACGCCCCAAGGUUUAUCUAGUACAAACAUCGCCCCCCGCAAGCACGGUGGAAUCCAAUUGCUCCGUCGGACCCUGAUGCAGGGUGCUGCUGUCGCAGUCAUUGACUUCGGUAGCGCGAUCCAGGCUGGCCUUGAAUGCAACGCUGCCGAUCUGCACUACUUAGACUGGACGGACGAGGACUCCCGCAACGCGGUAUCUGGUGCACGGCAUGGUUCCGACUUUGGCACAGUCGCUUGA
Parastagonospora nodorum SN15 is the source of this 303-nucleotide messenger RNA. RefSeq lists its product as hypothetical. The transcript has 2 exons. NCBI's taxonomy places the organism in Eukaryota, Fungi, Ascomycota, Dothideomycetes, Pleosporales, Phaeosphaeriaceae. Bases 1 to 303 code for a protein of 100 amino acids. The record is from RefSeq and is a predicted model, not a curated record.